GUCACACUCACUACACACAAGCACACUUUUGUUUCCUCUCUUUCCUCAUCAGUUUCCCUUUCUCUUUGCAAAUAAUUCACAACCAAUCACAACCCUCCAACAUGGCAACCAGCACACUCACACAAAACACACACACUCACACAAAAUAUCUCUUUCCUUAUUUAUUCCUUCAAACACAACCAUGUUUUCUCUAUAUAUAGCACACACCUUACUCUUCAAUCUCUUAACAAAACUCUCUCUUCAAUACACAAUUUACAUCUCAAAACCAUUUUCCACCCUCUACAUCACUUACAUAUGGUAUUCACUAGUAACAACAACUCUUCCUUUUCAUACUCAAUUUCAUCAAAAGAUUCUUCUUUCCACACAUCAUCACCGGACUCUGAGCUCCGAUUAGCGGCGAGUAGUCCCAAGAAACCGGCAGGGAGAAAGAUAUUCAAAGAAACUCGCCACCCGGUAUACCGGGGUGUGAGGAAGCGGAACUUAGAUAAAUGGGUUUGUGAAAUGAGAGAGCCAAACAAAAAGACUAGAAUUUGGCUAGGAACUUUUCCAACCGCCGAGAUGGCAGCCCGAGCACACGAUGUUGCGGCAAUGGCAUUGAGAGGUCGCUAUGCCUGUCUCAAUUUCGCCGACUCAGUGUGGCGGCUCCCUAUUCCUAUAACCUCUAAUACAAAAGAUAUUCAAAAGGCAGCUACCGAAGCCGCUGAGGCUUUUAGACCAGAAAAGAUUUUAAUGACAAACGACAUUGACACCAUUGACACCGUUGUAGCUGUCAUCGCUGCAAAGGAGCUGAGUAUGUUUUGUGUGGAAGAGCAAGACGACGAAGAACUGUUGAAUAUUCCAGAUUUUUUUAGUAAUAUAGCACUAAUGUCCCCUGCACAUAGUUUUGAGCAUGAGUAUGAAGAAUUCGAAGACUUUCAAGAUGAUGAGGAUUUAAAAAAAAUGGAUGUUACCAUUACCUGUGUUGUGACUAUAAUUGGAAUUCAUUCGCCAGAUUUCACCGUGAUAACAAGGACUGUGGUCGUUGCCGUGUCUGUGAACCCUGCCUUUUUAUGUCUGGUUUAUUGGUUUUCUUCUUGGCGAGGAAAGGCGCAAAAGAAUAAUGAAUGAAACUUGAAUGGUUAUUCUGAAUUUACUACUUAAUCAGACGCUGGUGAUAACCAGCUGCAGCAGGUACAGAAGGCGGCAGCAGAGAAAGAAAAUGCACCUGCAGAACCAAAAAAACAACUAAAUUAACUGCAAAAAUACAAAAUUAAAACUAGCCUAAAAACAUCGAAAGCACGAUAACAGAAUUCCCCCGACCAGAAGGAACCUGUUAUGUUCAAGAGAAAAAAUCCUCAGUAGAGAAAACCAUACCAGAGCAGAAAGCAACACAGCCAGCUGACCGAAGGUAUACAAGAGCCAAAACUUUAACUGCACACUAACGCCAUACCUACACGCAAACCACAAUUAUAUCGACAGGCACAAAAUUUCCACGAUAAAUCCUUGAUUUCAUCUACUGUUUUAAUCGCUGCACAUGGCUCACUCGGGAAAAAAAAAAUCCAUUCCUUUUCUUCCUUAUCACUGAAAUGCAUAUAACAUAAUAAGCAGUCAUUUACGAACUUUUCUGUUUUCCCCGGCGACUGACAUCAUUGCUACGAGCAAGAUAAAAUCUGAUGGUAAGGUUCCCAUCAAAUGAAAGAAUUUACCACCUAAGCAUGCACUUGGACACCACCUUAUUAUGAUCUUUUCAGUUUUCAUGAGUAGGUUUUAUUGAGGCCUAUACUCAACCACAAAAGCUAGCUUGAGAGUUGAGGUUUGCACUACACUUAUAAAGGCUAUCUUUACCAUAUCUCUAGCCAAUGUGGGACUUCUAACACACCCCCUCACGUCCAGAACUGAACAAGCUGGAACGUGAAAUCAACAACAACGGGUGGCCCAAAUAUGGGAGGUCUCCACAACAAACAACAAAUGGAUCUAGGAUAGGCUCUGAUACCAUAUUAGAAUUUAUGAGGCCUAUACUCAACCACAAAAGCUAGCUUGAGAGUUAAGGUUUGCACUACACUUAUAAAGGCUAUCUUUACCAUAUCUCUAGCCAAUGUGAGACUUCUAACAGGUUUCUUUAUAUCUUCCUUGAAGGGCAAGGUAUUGUAAAAAGGAAUUACAUGUAACAAUGUAUUUACUUUAUAGUUUUUAUUAUGUGUUUUACAUUAUAUUUUCCAUUUAUGUUGUGGGUUUACUUAUUGAGGCAUUGAAAUUGUUUUUGGUCCAAUAAUAUCUUUAGUCUUCUCACUUCAAUGACGUAUUGGCAAUAUACCAGUCAUAAUUGAAGUACCAAAAUAUGCAUUUGUAAAAGAAAAUAUAUAAUUUUUUUAAAA
Molecule: messenger RNA, 2354 nt
Organism: Trifolium pratense (red clover)
Lineage: Eukaryota; Viridiplantae; Streptophyta; Magnoliopsida; Fabales; Fabaceae
Product: dehydration-responsive element-binding protein 1A-like
Exons: 2
Coding region: 295-1107 (270 amino acids)
Biological process (GO): regulation of DNA-templated transcription
Molecular function (GO): DNA-binding transcription factor activity; DNA binding
Source: RefSeq, a predicted model, not a curated record